AUGCAGUUGAAAUUGAGAGAGACCUGCUUCGAGCCUACAGACGAUGGAACCGAAUCAUUGGAUCGUCGAGGCUGGCAGCAGAGAGCUCUCGGUCGAGCAGGCGGCCAAAAUGGUUCAACGCAUAACCUGAUGAAUGUGUCAGCAAUCAAUGGCUCAAAUGCACUGUAUCAAGUGAGUGUUAUUGUCUCUUUCAGUGCCAACGACGGUCAUUGA
Molecule: messenger RNA, 213 nt
Organism: Anisakis simplex (herring worm)
Lineage: Eukaryota; Metazoa; Nematoda; Chromadorea; Rhabditida; Anisakidae
Source: the annotation of a GenBank genome assembly